AUGCAGGUGAAAGACUGCGGGGCGGACGGAACUGGGGUAGAAACAGAGUGUGAAAGAGUAACUGAAGAAUCCGAAAGGGUGACCGAAGGUCCCGUUAAUUUCGAAAGGGAAGAAUCGUCACAUUUUCCCGACUCCAGCUUAGGGAAGUGUAAACAGUUUUGUCUAUGUCCUUCUUCGGAGCUUUGCGUUCUGGACUUCGCGUCACGAACAGCACCCGGUGAAAAAGGAUCCUUUCCCUUUCCUUCCCCUUGUUCAGUUUCGUCCUUGACUUCGUUUGCCCGUAGUCGCUCUACCCCCUCCUCUGUUUUCAUGCGUUCUGUCAGGAAUGGAUAUGGCAGGGAAGAGCGAGACACAGCCGAGGCAGGGGAAGAGGACGAAACACGCGAAGCCGACGAAGGGACAGCAGAACUCGACAACGAAGAGUCAGAGAAAGACGGAAACUGUGCAGCGGAAAGUGAGAAUGGUCUUUCGAAGCUCGACAGAUUUGAAGUUCCUGGAUCUUGCGCGUCACCUCGCCUCGACAGUGUCGAUGGGCUAGCAUCAUUAGGGGGUCGUGAUGAACGCGAACGUGGAGCAGCCGAAACGCUAGACUCCAGCGCACAAAGUCCAGUGGACAUCUCCAUGGAAGGCUCGCUGCUUCGACCAAGGUCUGCACUCAGCGCAACAAAAGGCAACGACCGGAUUGGAAUCGUGGCCACCUAG
This is a messenger RNA of Toxoplasma gondii ME49, 702 nucleotides long. RefSeq lists its product as hypothetical. The record is from RefSeq and is a predicted model, not a curated record. The transcript has a single exon. NCBI's taxonomy places the organism in Eukaryota, Apicomplexa, Conoidasida, Eucoccidiorida, Sarcocystidae. The coding region runs from base 1 to 702 and encodes 233 amino acids.